AUCAAAGAGGACGAAUAUUCUAAUGGAACAAUAAUUAUCAAUUACACGAGAAUGACAGUCUUGACUUUCUCCUUCAUUUGAAAUUAAAUACAAGUAGUUUUUUCAAUCGUGUUUCAAAUUUUUUUAAAAAAUGGAUAUAGUGACUCGAUUCAAAACUUUCAAAGCUAAAGAAUGCUGUUGUGGUUGUACUUUGCGAACAGGAACAUUGAUUUUGUUGUGGAUGAUUCUGAUUCUCAACAGUUUGGAUGCAAUCUAUUACUUGAGUCAAUUAUUAUACAAAAGCGGCGUUGUUACUUUUAUGACAUUUCGUGCAGCCUACCUGUUCGUCUCUUGUAUUACUGGUGUAAUAGUUUCUUUGUUCGGAAUAUUUGGCAUUCAAAAGAAUAUUCCAAAAUAUCUGUCAUACAGUUAUUAUUACAUCCUUUACGACGUGGCUUUUCUCUUUAUGUGUGCAAUAGUCGCUUUGGUCAAACCAACUUGGCACCGAUAUUACAUUUUGGCUGAUAAAUAUGCGCUCAGUGCGCCGGGAGGAGGCGAGUUUACGGUCAUAAUUAUUAUUGUAUAUUUUUUCGCAGGAGGGCUCUUAUCAUAUUUCGCCAUUAUUGUGAGAAGCUGUCGAGAUGCCAUGGAAAAGAACCCAACCAGAGCUAGAGGCCAAUUCAAUGGUAUGCCAGAUCCAGCAGCUGCUGGUUACAAUGUGGCCUAAAUUACUCCAAAAAGAUGAUCAGAAUGAAGCAAAAAUUAUGUACCUACUGCUUAUCUUCUUUACAUUUUUCAACCAUAGAAUAUUUUACCUAUCAUCUUAGAUAGUGACUGAUCUAUCUAUCUAUUAAAAUAUAUAUUAGGUUCCUAUACCUACUUACUCGUAAAAUUAAUAAAUGCAUACCUAUA
Molecule: messenger RNA, 891 nt
Organism: Planococcus citri (citrus mealybug)
Lineage: Eukaryota; Metazoa; Arthropoda; Insecta; Hemiptera; Pseudococcidae
Exons: 5
Coding region: 131-706 (191 amino acids)
Source: RefSeq, a predicted model, not a curated record